AUGUCCUUCUCAAAAUCAUCCGUUCUCAACCUUUUCGCAACUGCAAUUGCAACUAUUUCCAUCGGCUUCGGAAUCAACGCCAUUGUACGCCCCGAUCAUGGCCUCACCUUUUUCGAGUGGGAGCCGCCCGCCGAUGCAGCACUUCACCGCAUGGUCGACAGCCUGAUGGCGAUCUACGGCAUUCGGGACAUCUUCAUGGGCCUGGUCAUCUACGCAACUGCCUAUUAUGGGUCCCGUCAGGCUUUGGGCUGGACCUUGAUUCUCAACAGCGCCGUGGCCUUCGCCGACGGUGCGGUGUGCUGGACUCAUGGCCAAGGCCAGUGGGCCCACUGGGGGUAUGCACCACUGAUCGCGGUGACUGGGAGCUUGAUCCUCGGCGCGGACCGCACCUGA
Messenger RNA from Penicillium cinerascens, 393 nucleotides. Its product is annotated as DUF4267 domain-containing protein. Lineage: Eukaryota; Fungi; Ascomycota; Eurotiomycetes; Eurotiales; Aspergillaceae. The coding region runs from base 1 to 393 and encodes 130 amino acids. The record is from RefSeq and is a predicted model, not a curated record. The transcript has a single exon.